This is a messenger RNA of Lolium rigidum, 940 nucleotides long. Its product is annotated as 3-hexulose-6-phosphate isomerase-like. Lineage: Eukaryota; Viridiplantae; Streptophyta; Magnoliopsida; Poales; Poaceae. Gene Ontology annotation, biological process: carbohydrate derivative metabolic process. The record is from RefSeq and is a predicted model, not a curated record. Gene Ontology annotation, molecular function: carbohydrate derivative binding; isomerase activity. The transcript has a single exon. The coding region runs from base 56 to 682 and encodes 208 amino acids.
UCUACUCCUCUCCACCCCACGGGAGCUUCGUCGGAUAAGAUAAACUCGUACUACGAUGAGCGGCGGCGACACCCUCUCCUCGGCAACGGCGGCCGACGCCUCCGCCAUAUGCGCCCAGAUCGCGUUCGUCUUCUCCGCGCCCUCCGCGCAUCCCCUGGCCCGCUCCGUCCUCGUCUCCGAGCUCGCCGCCGCGGCCUCCCGGGGCGGCCGCGUGUUCGUGCACGGCGUCGGGCGCGAGGGCCUCAUGAUGCGCGCCCUCUGCAUGCGCCUCGCGCACCUCGGCCUCCCCGCGCACUGCGUCGGCGACGUCACGGCGCCUCCCGCCUUGUCAGGGGACCUCCUCGUCGCCUCCGCGGGGCCCGGCGCGUUCUCUACCGUCGACGCCAUCUGCGGCGUGGCGCGCGGCGCCGGCGCGCGCGUCCUGCUGCUCACUGCCCGGCCGGAGGGUGACUUCCCGGGGCGCCAGGCGGACGUGGUCGCCCACCUCCCCGCGCAGACCAUGGCGGACGACGAGGAUUGUGGCGCGGCGGCGGCGCAGGGGAGCUCGCAAGCGAAGCUGCCGAUGGGGAGCCUGUACGAGGGUGCCAUGUUUGUGCUCUUCGAGAUGGUGGUGCUGGAGCUCGCGCGCGUUCUGGGCCAGAGCCCGGCCCAGAUGAGAUCUCGCCACACCAACUUGGAGUAGUCCAAUGUUUCAACUUCUGCUCAAACUGCGCUGACCGCUGAGGAUUGUGUCGACUUGUCGUCAACAUGCCUCUUAGCAAAUGUCAUGUUGCUCAGCGUUGAGUUGAGUAGGUUGGAUACUGAAGCGAGUAUAAGUGUACAACAGAGUAACAAUAAAAAACUGAGUUCUUGCAAACAAGAAGAAGAAAAAGACUUGACAAACUUGUGCUUUUGAGAUCUGGGUUAUAACAGUCGAUAUAGUACUAUUUUUUUGUUACUA